AUGCUUGACAAGGAAUACAACACAACCCAGUGGACACAUGUCUACACGGAUGGCUCUGCCGAACAGGCCAUCAAAAAUGGUGGCAGCGGAAUAUAUAUACAACUCCCAACUGGAGAAAAUAUAUCCAAAUCCCUGCCUACUGAAAAGCUCUCCACCAAAUACAGAGCUGAACAGAUCGCCCUACUGGAAGCUGUCAACAUCUUUAGUAUCCUCGCAGGACUCGACACACAUCUUUUCUUUCUAACUGAUUGCAAGUCUGUACUGGAAACUGUCAUGUCACCAGCAAAAACCAACACAAGUGGAGCACUACAGAGAGCACUCUCUCAGCUCUCACAGACAAGAACCAUAGCACUCCAGUGGAUACCAUCCCACUGUGAUAUCAGUGGAAAUGAAGAGGCCGACAGACUGUCCAAGGCUGGAAGUAAAAGGCAGCAAUUACGGCACCCAAUCUCCUACCCAGAAGCAAAAACACUCAUCCAAUACAAGCUUCGACAAGAAUGGUGA
Molecule: messenger RNA, 504 nt
Organism: Gigantopelta aegis
Lineage: Eukaryota; Metazoa; Mollusca; Gastropoda; Neomphalida; Peltospiridae
Exons: 1
Coding region: 1-504 (167 amino acids)
Biological process (GO): DNA replication, removal of RNA primer
Molecular function (GO): RNA-DNA hybrid ribonuclease activity; nucleic acid binding
Source: RefSeq, a predicted model, not a curated record